This is a messenger RNA of Parascedosporium putredinis, 870 nucleotides long. The record is from the annotation of a GenBank genome assembly. NCBI's taxonomy places the organism in Eukaryota, Fungi, Ascomycota, Sordariomycetes, Microascales, Microascaceae.
AUGGAUCAUGCCGUGCACCACAAUAUCGAGUGUGUAGACGGUUACGAUUACAGCGCUGCCAACGGACGUGACGCAAGCACAGUCCUCGGCGAUAUAGUUAAGUGGUACCAUGAUCUGAGGGAGACGCCGGGCGGUGGCGAAGGAUCCGGAAAUGACUGGGAGCAUGAGACUGUUGUGGAGCUCUACCGAAAACACGGUUGGCCGGGGCCCAACUUCGACGGCGACGCGUUCGAAGUGGAUCAUGUUCGGAGCAUAGCUCACCGUGCCCUGACUUGGAGUGCUAAUGAGCCUCUUCGCAAAUUAGAGGAGUCUCAGAGGGAGCCUAAUGAUUGGGCUCAUAGGGCCGUUGAGGAUGCGCUCAAGAAGAUAAAGAAAGCAAAGAAAGUGGAUGAGGAGUGGAUGGCGCGUUGGGACCUAUUCGAAGCAGAACAAGUGGUUGCAAACUGCGAACGUGAGGCGCGUGAAGCACGCGCUGAUGCUGCGCGGUAUUGCCCUGAGGGUGUGGUUUUACGCCCGGAAGAAGAGCUUUGCUGGAAGCGAAAUACCUGCAACGCGACCAUGAAUAUAAGCUCCAAGAGGGCUGUGACGGCAGUAAUAGCCGAGGCAGAAAAGCUGUAUCCGGGGCAGACCAUUACGACAGCGAACGGCCUGCGCAUCAUGAACGAAUCAACAAAAGAAACUCGUAUAGAGGAGACCAAUGCGGUCAUGGAAAGUGAGCACGAGCGAAUGCGACAUAUGCAAGCGUGGUCGGAGCAGAUACCAAAGAAAGCUAAAAAGGCAACCGCGGCUAGCCAGGCCGCAAUUAAGCAGUGCGAACAGUCUAUUGACAGCCUCGUUGAUAUGGUUGAUAGGAUUAAUAGGUUCGGGUAG